UCUCAUUCUGAGUCCAAACUAACAGAGAGCAUCUAAUGGAAGUACAGAGAAGUGUCGCGUCCCAACAAAGCACCACCACCACCACCAGCAGCAGCAUGUGUGAGUCCACGCAGAGAUCCUGCGAGCCUCGCCGAAAGAGAGUGGAUGAGCGCAGUGCGCCCUCGGAGAUGUCCAGGAUUAUCACCGAUCCUGCCACGGGGAAGUGUUACUGCCGUGGAAAAGUUUUGGGAAAGGGAGGGUUCGCUAAAUGCUACGAGAUGACCGACCUCUCCACCAGCAAAGUUUACGCAGCCAAAAUCAUUCCACAUGCGCGCGUCUCCAAACCUCACCAACGGGAGAAGAUUGACAAAGAAAUUGAGCUGCACAGAGCACUGCACCAUAAACACAUAGUGCACUUUUAUCACUAUUUUGAGGACAAGGAGAACAUCUACAUCCUGUUGGAAUACUGUAGUAGAAAAUCGUUAGCCCAUAUCCUUAAGGUUCGUAAGGUGCUCACUGAGCCAGAGGUGCGUUAUUAUCUGAGGCAGAUUGUGUCUGGUCUGAAGUACCUGCACGAACAAGAAAUCCUUCACAGAGACCUGAAACUUGGUAACUUCUUUGUGAGCGAGUCCAUGGAGCUGAAGGUCGGGGACUUUGGUCUGGCUGCCAAGUUGGAGCCGGCGGGAAACAGGAGGAAGACGAUCUGUGGAACUCCCAACUACCUGUCCCCCGAGGUGCUAAACAAGCAGGGCCACGGUUGUGAAUCAGACGUUUGGGCCCUUGGCUGUGUAAUGUACACCAUGUUGUUGGGCAGACCACCGUUUGAAACCACCAACCUGAAGGAAACGUACAGGUGUAUUAGAGAGGCCCGGUACUCCCUGCCCUCGUCCCUGUCACCACAGGCUAAGCAGUUAAUUGCCAGCCUGCUCGCCAAGACCCCCGAGGACAGACCCAACCUGGAUCUCAUUCUGAGGCACGACUUCUUUACACAGGGCUUCAGUCCAGAGCGUCUGCCGGCUAGCUGUUGCCAUUCAGCUCCAGAUUUCCACAUCUCCAGUCCAGCCAAGAGCUUCUUCAAGAAAGCUGCUGCCGCACUCUUUGGUGGGAAGAGAGACAAGGUCAAAUACUACGAAACACUGAAUAAGUUAACCAAAGAGGAAGAGGAGAUUUACAAACUGCAGCAUGACCUGGAGAGAACUGUCAUCAUCCAGCAACAGAGCAAAAAGAUUUCUGAGAAUGGAAGUCUACUUCCGCCAUCUGCAGAGAGCCACGUUGCCUUGGCAACAGAGAGCCAGUCUCCAGCUACGCAAGACACCAUCCGUCUGAUUGUAAGGGGAAGUCUGGGGAGCUGCAGCAGCAGCAGUGAAUGUCUGGAGGACAACACAACAGGCAGUGUGGCCGAGACUGUUGCAAGCGUGUUGAGGGGAUGUUUGGAGAAUAUGCCUAAAGCAGACGACGUUCCUCAAGGCUCGACGAGCUGCAGCCUUCAGUGGGUGACAAAAUGGGUGGACUACUCCAACAAGUACGGCUUUGGCUACCAGUUGUCUGAUCACACCGUGGGAGUUCUCUUCAACAAUGGCACUCACAUGAGCCUCCUGCCUGACAGAAAGACCAUCCAUUAUUAUGCAGAGUUGGGCCAGUGCUCUGUUUUCCCCACCUGUGAGGUUCCGGAACACUUUGUGGGCCAAGUGACUGUACUCAAGUACUUUUCUCACUACAUGGAGGAAAACCUCAUGGAUGGCGGGGAUUUGGGCAGUAUGACAGACGCACACAUGCCCAGACUCUACCUGCUGCAAUGGCUCAAGUCCGACCGCGCCCUCAUGAUGCUCUUUAACGAUGGCACAUUCCAGGUCAACUUUUACCACGACCACACCAAAAUCAUCCUCUCCUGCCAGCAAGACGAGUACAUGCUGACGUACAUCAACGAGGACCGCGUCUCAAAAACCUUCAAACUCAGCUCCCUGCUGACGUGCGGCUGCCCCACCGAUCUGCGUGAUCGCAUGGUGUACUCCCUCAACAUGCUGCUGCAGAGGUGCAGCUAAAGCCGACGAGGACACGUCCCGGAACGGUGUGAAGUAACGCUCCAUCCGACGCACUGUGCCCCAGCGGAAUGAUGAUUA
This is a messenger RNA of Solea solea (common sole), 2099 nucleotides long. RefSeq names its product polo-like kinase 2b (Drosophila) (gene plk2b). Gene Ontology annotation, cellular component: centrosome; nucleus; cytoplasm. NCBI's taxonomy places the organism in Eukaryota, Metazoa, Chordata, Actinopteri, Pleuronectiformes, Soleidae. Bases 36 to 2021 code for a protein of 661 amino acids. The record is from RefSeq and is a predicted model, not a curated record. Gene Ontology annotation, molecular function: protein binding; protein serine/threonine kinase activity; ATP binding. Gene Ontology annotation, biological process: regulation of cytokinesis; mitotic cell cycle; protein phosphorylation. The transcript is spliced from 14 exons.